UGUAGAUCGAAGAAACGUGAACAAGAUCAGGGUUGCGGGUAUGUGUGUUUCGCUAUGGAACAGUUACAUUACGAAGAAGGAACAUAUCACGAUCAGUGUCAAGUAUUUGAAGCUUCUAAGUCUGGAGAUGCUGUUUUACUCGAUAAAAGUCUCAGGAAAUUGAAAUGUAACGAAAGAGCUUACGCUUUAGAAGAAAGGACUUGCCAUGAAGGUGUACACCUUAACCUCAGGCAUGGCGUGGACUUGGGAUGCGCGAGUUUGAAAGCGUACGAAGGUGAAUCCACCCCACUUUUAGUCGCUGCAGGAAAUGGAAAUCUUGAUUGUGUGAAAAUUUUGCUGCAAUACGAAGCGGACAUCGAAGGUCAAGGCCGUUUUUUUCUCUUCAAGAGCGUUUAUCCAGACGUGUCUACAACCCCAAUGAUUGCAGCAGCGGGAAAUGGACAUGUUCAUGUUUUGAGGUGUCUAGUUGAGAAUGGAGCCGAUGUUAAUGGUACUUCAGAUGACGGAUUCACCGCUUUGAUGAUAGCAAGUUAUUUUGGUCAGCUAGAUGCAGUAAACUUUCUUAUCAAACAUGGGGCUGGCAUUCAUCAUAAAGACAACCUUGGCUACACUGCUCUUCAUCAUGCAGUAACUCAUGAUCUCGGAUCAUGUGAAUUGCUGAGCUGCUUAAUCAAAAAUGGGGCGAAUGUCAAUGCACGAGCAAAUGACAACCGCACUCCAUUGAUGGUUGCUAGUGAAAAUAACCAUGUAAAUUCAGUCAUCUUUCUUACCGAUCACGGGGCUAAUAUUGAUCUUCAAGAUAGGGAAGGUUACUCAAGCCUUCACUAUGCAGCUGGUAACAUUUCAGAUUUAUGUGAUGUUUUGGACUUGUUAAUCACAAAUGGUGCUGAUGUUAAUGCAUCCACCAAUGACAAAUUCACCCCUUUGAUAAUUGCAAGUAAUUGCAACAAUUUGAACGUAGUAAACAGCCUUAUUCAACAUGGCGCAAACAUUCAUCUUGUAGACAGAUAUGGUCGAACAGCUUUGCAUUAUUCCAUCACAGUGGUGGACCAUGACUCAGUUACUGUUUUGAGGAGUUUGAUUAAAAAUGGAGCUGAUGUCAAUGCUCUCACAAAUGACAAAUGCAGUCCUCUUAUGAUGUCAAGUUUAAGCGGUUCUGUGAAUGUGGUAACUAUCCUUGUUGAGAAUGGGGCCAAUAUGGAUAUACAGAAUCAAGAUGGAGAUACAGCACUUCAUUAUGCUGUAUGUGCUACAAGAAACUCAUCUGAAGUUGUUCACAAACUUUUAACUCUUGGAGCGUCGCGUUUAAGAAACCGUAAAGGGCUGACUCCCCUUCUUUUCGCCAGCUACAUGCUGAAGCAUUCUUUGGUGGAAGAAUUAAUCCAAAGACCAGAGAUAACAAAAGAGCAGAGAAUUGAUGCCCUGGAGCUUCUUGGUGCCUCUCUCACUGUUUGGCAACGUGCUAGCAAAGGAUCCAUCAAUGAGUACAUAAAGCGUGGAAUGGAAGAACGCUUUACAGAUUCCUCUAAUCCUUUGUUAAAACAACCAAUGGAACCUGUUGAGGCUUAUCAGAAUAGAAAGGAGUGCCAGACUCUUGAACAGCUUGCUCAGAUAGAGGGUGACAGAAAUGCUAUGGUCAUAGACAGCCUUCUAAUUUUAGAGAGAUUCUUUGGAACAAAGGAUACAGAACUGCUUCCUCAAAUCAGAUGGAGCGCUACGGAGAAGUGGUAUAUCGAUUCUUACAUACGCAUAGGAUUGUAUCAACAUGCCAUAAGAGUGGCACAUUGCUGCAAUCAAUCAGCAAUUUCAGAUUUAUAUGAAGCAAUGUGUUUGCUUUACGCUGACACGGAGGAUUGUGCCCUUCAAAGAGGAAAGUUUUUACUUGAAUUGCUUGAUCAAACUGUUCUUGAGUACAAGUACCAACGAAAGCUGGGAGAACAAUUUGGCGUUAAGCUAGGUAAGGACGAGUGUAAAAUUCUUUUUGGCUCUACAGUGAAACUUGUGCAUAUGAUCUCCACACACAAAUACUGGAAGGAGAGCAAGACUUCAUGUGUAUCAGAACUGCUUAGAAAACUUCGUUAUCAAAAUCCCAGAGAUCAGUGUGGAAACACAUUGUUACACCGCAUUCCAUGUCUUGAUGCAGCAAAGCUUCUUUUGAGUGCUGGUUUUAAUGUAAAUGCCAUGAACAAUGAUGGAGAUACUCCACUCCACAGGGCUGUGAAACUCUUGCCUCUAAGCGGUGGAAAGAUCCAGUUUUUGACUGACAUGUUGCACGUUUUGUUCGAUGGAGGUGCUCAUCAUGAUUUUGUCAACAAUGAUGGUAAAACACCCAUGGACAUGGCUAAAACUGAUGAAGCUCGCAUGAUUCUUUCAGAGAAAAGAAACCUGGAGUUAAAGUGUAUCAGUGCCAGAGCUGUCAUAAAGUUUAGAAUUCCUUAUUUGGGGGUGGUACCUAAAACACUGGAGAAAUAUAUAAGCAUGCACUAG
Molecule: messenger RNA, 2487 nt
Organism: Porites lobata
Lineage: Eukaryota; Metazoa; Cnidaria; Anthozoa; Scleractinia; Poritidae
Source: the annotation of a GenBank genome assembly